Molecule: messenger RNA, 1770 nt
Organism: Erythranthe guttata (spotted monkey flower)
Lineage: Eukaryota; Viridiplantae; Streptophyta; Magnoliopsida; Lamiales; Phrymaceae
Source: RefSeq, a predicted model, not a curated record
UUAUAUGGUGAGAGUGGUGUUGGAAAAAAUUAGAAGAAAGAGAUUGGUCGGCUGGUCGAAAAAUGGAUUGGGGUCGGGGUCGGGGGAGCCCCGGGGGAGCCGCCCCCAUCGAGAGGAGAUGCCCUUAUAAACAACCAAAAGAAAACAUUUUGUUUGUAUUGAUUUUUGGAUUCGUUGGAAUGAGAAUUUGGGGCUUGAGAUGUUGGGUUAUGUGGCUAAGACGUUGCACAUUUGUUGGAAUAUUGAUAAAAAUGGGAAAAAAAAAAACAUUGAUUUAUUCACCAAAAAAUAAAAUAUGCUAAAAAUAAUAAAUUGAUAAAAUAUGCUAAAUUUAAAAAAUUGGUAAGAAAAAAAUAAUUAUGACAACCUAAGUUAGGUUGUCGUAAUUUAAAUCAUGGCAUUAAUGUGUUUAAAAUGCAGAAUUGGGAUCCAUCCGUUAAUGCAUUUGUUUGAGUCUUAUCUUAACAUUAUUUAAAUUGCAAGAAAUUGGGAUCCAUCCGUUUAUUUAUUUAAAUUGCAGAAAAUCAUUGUUUAAGUUUUAGCUUAACAUUUGCUUCUCGAAUAAAUAAUACUGGAAAUAAAUCUGUGUAUUAGGGGAAAUAGAAUAUUUAAAUUUAGGUAUGUUUUCUUAUAAUUAUUAUGCAACACCUACAUAUAAAUAUAUAAACCGAGGCCCUUUAACCCUUGGUUACAUUUUUCAUUACAUUUUUACAGCAGCAGCUACUGCAGCUGACAGGUAAAUUUUAUGCACUAAUAAAAUUACCUGUGGUGUUUUUCUUCUGCUAUGGAAUUUAUGUCCAGUAAUUUUGUUAUGGCUGUAUUGAUAUUUUAAUUUCCUUGCUUUUCAUGUUGGUCUUACUUUUAAUCUCGCACGCCCGUAACCUGAUUUUUCGAUUAUAGGGAGUUUGUUUGACGUUGCAUUAGUGAUUUCUUUCUUCGUUUCUUUCGACAGAAAAUUAAAGGUCAAUGGAUAGUGUGACGAAGGUGCUCAAAACAUGGAAGCCAAUGAAAAUCCACAAGAAAUUGAAACUCGGAAAGUUGUGUAACAAAAUAACGAAAAUAACGAAGGUGUUCAGAACACUGAAACCACUUUUCCGAAUGUUUUCUCCGGCAGCACAAGUACAAGGAUAUCAUCAACCUGUCAGAGAGGACGACUUGCCGUCUUUCAUGACUUUUAUCGUAAAAGUGGAUACUAGCAAAGAAUGGGAAAAAAAAGUAUCGAAACUAAUUAAGAGUUGCCAAGGACCACGGUUCAAGAUGGAUAGAGAUGGGGUGGUGGAAUUAUCCGGGGUAGGAUAUCCCGAUCAAGUGUUGAAGAAGAUAGGCAAAUCGAGAAGAAAAGUACAGCUUCUUUGGUUUCAGUUCGGAGAGUGUUCCGCCAAUCUUUUUAUGCCCGAAACUAAAAAGAAUCCCGUUCAAGAAAAGCCGGUUAAUUCCAACGACAACAACAAUAACGCGAUCCCUCCUUAUCGUGGUUAUCCUCUCUAUAGUUAUUAUUAUCGACCACGUCCACAAGUAUACAAUCCUUAUUAUUACUACUAGAAAUCACAGCUAAUUGUUGGACUAGUGCAGUUUGAUUCGCAACCGAAGCCGGCGGAUGCGCACAUUUUACGUGAGAUUUUUCUGUUGUUAUAUACUGUUAAAGUUUUUAAAUUAAAUAUAUGAUUAUAUUUUUAGGGUUCAUGGGCGUUAUCGUUUGAAUUUUCAAGAAUGUAUUAUUUAUACAAUGAUUUCGAAUAAUUAUCUAUAUAUUAGUAAUUUGCAUGUUUG